Molecule: messenger RNA, 1075 nt
Organism: Blepharisma stoltei
Lineage: Eukaryota; Ciliophora; Heterotrichea; Heterotrichida; Blepharismidae
Source: the annotation of a GenBank genome assembly
AUGCAGCCAUAUAGAAAAAAACCAUCCAAUAUCAAUUUUUCUGAUGAUUUCAAUCUCGAUAAAAAAGCUUUGACCCCGAAUCCAAGAAUCAAUCAAUUUGACGAGUUUCCUUCAGCUCUUAACUUAAAACCCAAUUUAGGAUCAGAGUCUUCCAGUAAAUUUUUGGAUGUCCCUAACUCCCCCAUUUAAGCUUGUAUCUUUUUAAACUUGAAAUUAAAUUUAUUUCGCUGAAUUUUAAAUAAAAAAUAUUUUAAAAGUAAAAUUAUAAGAUCCCGCAGCAAGCAAAAACAAUUAAUAGCUAGCCAGCGGGUGGAAUAACGACUUAGCAGCUCUAAGACGGCAAAGUUUGGAUCCCAGCUCUUUCCUAUCUUCUCCACUUCUAGAAGGAAAAGCAAAAGAUGACGGAAAUACGCUUAAGCUCCCUUCAAAUCUAAAUAUGUCACGCCGUGGCAGCAUAGACCCCAGAGCGUUACUAAAUCUUGGAGCCUGGAAUCGACCAACUGAGAAAAAAUCAGACAUCGAGAUGAUUCUAGAAUCUCGCAGUUCCAAGAGAGAAAUUAAUGCUGAAAAAGCCAAAGAUCCAACCCCUGACCAGAGUCCUCAGAAUCAGAAUCCUCCAAUUGAUUCUCCAGAGCCUGACUAUCCCUAUAAAAAAUCUCUCUCCGCUUUCGGUUGGGGUGGAGUUGGCAAGAGCAUAAUGAAUCAAACAGCUGAUACCAGAUUAGGCUACAUUUUUGAUCAAAUGGCUUUCAGUGCCAAAGUAAAAAAAUUUCAGCAGCAACAAGAGCUGAAAACAGUCAACGAAAUUGAUGGUCUGGGUCUUAAGAAAAACACUUUUGAGUUAAAGAUUCCAGCUGAUAACCCUAAAAGGGGAUUUGGCAAGCAAGAUGAGCAUCAAGAAACUUUCAAGAGGUCAAACUCCUAUAAAAACGGCAAGCCCUUCAGGAAGAUCCACGUUGACAGUAACGACGUGCUUAGAUUUGACAAAGACGAAUACAAGAAAUACACUCAGGGCGAACUAUCGGACACUUCCCAUUUCGCAAAGAGAAUUAUGAUAAUGAUUAAGAAGAACUAA